This is a messenger RNA of Nycticebus coucang (slow loris), 15703 nucleotides long. RefSeq names its product kalirin RhoGEF kinase (gene KALRN). Gene Ontology annotation, biological process: protein phosphorylation; axon guidance; intracellular signal transduction. The coding region runs from base 151 to 9120 and encodes 2989 amino acids. Gene Ontology annotation, molecular function: protein kinase activity; ATP binding; protein binding. The transcript has 60 exons. The record is from RefSeq and is a predicted model, not a curated record. NCBI's taxonomy places the organism in Eukaryota, Metazoa, Chordata, Mammalia, Primates, Lorisidae. Gene Ontology annotation, cellular component: cytoplasm; postsynaptic density.
GCCGCCCAAGCGCCUGCCCUCGAAGCCCCGCGGCCGCCGGCUCCGCGGCUGCGGCCGCUGCGCCCCGCGCCCUCGCCCCCCGGGCGCCGGGCAGCCUUCGGCCCCGGGCUUCGCCGGCUCCCGGCUGCCCUCGGACGCCCUCCCCCAGUCAUGAACCCCCCGGAGGGAGCAGCGGAGGAAGGAGGAGCAGCCGACUCAGACGUGGACGCCUUCUUCCGGACAGGAUCUUUUCGGAAUGAUGGUUUGAAAGCUUCUGAUGUCCUUCCCAUCCUAAAGGAAAAAGUGGCCUUCGUGUCUGGGGGCCGUGACAAGCGAGGUGGACCCAUUCUGACCUUCCCUGCUCGCAGCAAUCAUGACAGAAUAAGACAGGAAGACCUGCGGAAACUUGUGACAUAUUUGGCCAGUGUGCCAAGUGAGGACGUGUGCAAACGUGGCUUCACUGUCAUCAUCGACAUGCGGGGCUCCAAGUGGGACCUCAUCAAGCCCCUCCUCAAAACACUGCAGGAAGCCUUUCCAGCCGAGAUCCAUGUGGCCCUCAUCAUCAAACCUGACAACUUCUGGCAGAAACAGAAGACCAACUUUGGCAGCUCCAAAUUCAUCUUUGAGACGAGCAUGGUGUCUGUGGAGGGCCUCACGAAGCUGGUGGACCCCUCCCAGCUGACAGAGGAGUUUGACGGCUCCCUGGACUACAAUCACGAUGAGUGGAUCGAGCUGCGUCUCUCCCUGGAGGAGUUCUUCAACAGUGCCGUGCACCUGCUCUCGCGCCUCGAGGACCUGCAGGAGAUGCUGGCCCGGAAAGAGUUCCCCGUGGACGUGGAGGGCUCUCGGCGGCUCAUUGAUGAGCACACGCAGCUCAAGAAAAAGGUGCUGAAGGCCCCUGUGGAGGAGCUGGACCGGGAAGGACAAAGGCUGCUGCAGUGCAUCCGCUGCAGCGAUGGCUUCUCAGGGCGCAACUGCAUCCCAGGCAGUGCUGACUUCCAGAGCCUGGUGCCCAAGAUCACCAGCCUCCUGGACAAGCUGCACUCCACCCGGCAACACCUUCAUCAGAUGUGGCACGUGCGCAAGCUCAAGCUGGACCAGUGCUUUCAGCUGCGGCUCUUUGAGCAGGAUGCUGAGAAGAUGUUCGACUGGAUAAGCCACAACAAGGAGUUGUUCCUCCAGAGCCACACGGAGAUUGGAGUCAGCUACCAGCAUGCCCUAGACCUCCAGACGCAGCACAACCACUUCGCCAUGAACUCCAUGAAUGCCUACGUCAACAUCAACCGCAUCAUGUCUGUGGCUUCCCGCCUAUCUGAGGCCGGCCAUUAUGCCUCACAGCAAAUCAAGCAGAUCUCCACCCAGCUGGACCAGGAGUGGAAGAGCUUUGCUGCUGCCCUAGAUGAGCGCAGCACCAUCCUCGCCAUGUCUGCCGUCUUCCACCAGAAGGCCGAGCAGUUCCUGUCGGGAGUGGAUGCCUGGUGCAAGAUGUGCAGUGAAGGUGGUCUGCCAUCCGAGAUGCAGGACCUGGAGCUGGCAAUCCACCACCACCAGUCCUUGUAUGAGCAGGUGACCCAGGCCUACACGGAGGUCAGCCAGGAUGGCAAAGCACUGCUGGAUGUGCUGCAGCGUCCCCUCAGUCCCGGGAACUCCGAGUCGCUCACGGCUACAGCCAACUACUCCAAGGCUGUGCACCAGGUGCUGGAUGUGGUGCAUGAAGUGCUGCACCACCAGCGACGGCUCGAGAGCAUCUGGCAGCACCGCAAGGUGCGGCUCCACCAGCGGUUACAGCUCUGCGUCUUUCAGCAGGAUGUGCAGCAGGUAUUGGACUGGAUUGAAAACCAUGGCGAGGCCUUUCUCAGCAAACACACUGGGGUUGGGAAGUCCCUACAUCGAGCCCGGGCCCUGCAGAAGAGGCACGAUGACUUUGAAGAGGUGGCUCAGAAUACCUACACGAAUGCGGACAAGCUUCUAGAAGCAGCAGAGCAGUUGGCUCAGACUGGGGAAUGUGACCCAGAGGAGAUCUACAAGGCAGCUCGGCACCUGGAGGUGCGCACCCAAGACUUCGUGCGCAGGGUGGAGCAGCGGAAGCUCCUCCUGGACAUGUCUGUCUCCUUUCACACGCACACCAAAGAGUUGUGGACAUGGAUGGAAGAUCUUCAGAAGGAGAUGCUGGAGGAUGUCUGUGCAGACUCUGUGGAUGCCGUCCAGGAACUGAUCAAGCAGUUCCAGCAGCAGCAGACCGCCACCCUAGAUGCCACACUCAAUGUCAUCAAGGAAGGCGAAGACCUUAUCCAGCAGCUCAGGUCAGCGCCUCCCUCCCUGGGGGAGCCCAGCGAGGCCAGGGACUCAGCGGUGUCCAACAACAAGACGCCCCACAGUAGCUCCAUCAGCCACAUCGAGUCUGUCCUGCAGCAGCUUGACGAUGCCCAGGUGCAGAUGGAAGAGCUGUUCCAUGAGCGGAAGAUCAAGCUGGACAUCUUCCUGCAGCUGCGCAUCUUUGAGCAAUACACCAUAGAGGUGACAGCAGAGCUAGACGCCUGGAAUGAGGACCUUCUCCGGCAGAUGAAUGACUUCAACACAGAGGAUCUGACCCUGGCAGAGCAGCGGCUGCAGCGCCACACAGAGCGGAAGCUAGCCAUGAACAACAUGACCUUUGAGGUCAUCCAGCAGGGCCAGGACCUGCACCAGUACAUCAUGGAGGUCCAGGCCUCAGGAAUUGAGUUGAUCUGUGAAAAAGACAUUGAUCUGGCAGCCCAGGUACAAGAGCUACUGGAGUUUCUCCAUGAGAAGCAGCAUGAGUUGGAGCUCAACGCGGAGCAGACCCAUAAGCGGCUAGAGCAGUGCCUGCAGCUUCGGCACCUGCAGGCCGAGGUGAAACAGGUCCUGGGAUGGAUCCGCAAUGGAGAGUCAAUGCUCAAUGCCAGCCUGGUCAAUGCCAGCUCUUUGUCUGAAGCAGAGCAGCUGCAGCGGGAACACGAGCAGUUCCAGUUGGCCAUCGAGUCCCUCUUUCAUGCCACUUCCUUGCAGAAAACGCACCAGAGCGCCCUGCAGGUACAGCAGAAAGCUGAGGCACUGCUCCAGGCUGGCCACUACGAUGCCGACGCCAUCCGGGAAUGUGCCGAGAAGGUGGCCCUGCACUGGCAGCAGCUCAUGCUGAAGAUGGAAGACCGGCUAAAACUGGUCAACGCCUCUGUGGCCUUUUACAAAACUUCUGAACAGGUGUGUAGUGUCCUGGAGAGCUUAGAACAAGAAUACCGGAGAGAUGAGGACUGGUGUGGUGGUCGAGAUAAACUGGGGCCUGCAGCAGAGAUUGACCAUGUCAUUCCACUCAUCAGCAAACAUUUGGAACAAAAGGAGGCCUUCCUUAAGGCCUGUACCCUUGCACGGCGGAAUGCUGAGGUGUUUCUGAAGUACAUCCACAGGAAUAACGUCAGCAUGCCUAGUGUCGCCAGCCACACUCGGGGACCCGAACAACAAGUGAAAGCCAUCUUGAGCGAGCUCUUACAGAGGGAGAAUCGCGUCCUGCACUUCUGGACCUUGAAGAAGCGGCGGUUAGACCAAUGCCAGCAAUAUGUGGUGUUUGAGCGCAGUGCUAAGCAGGCACUGGACUGGAUCCAAGAAACAGGUGAAUUUUACCUCUCAACACAUACCUCCACUGGAGAGACCACAGAGGAAACUCAGGAACUGCUGAAAGAAUAUGGGGAAUUCAGGGUGCCUGCCAAGCAAACAAAGGAGAAGGUGAAGCUUCUGAUUCAGCUGGCUGACAGCUUUGUGGAGAAAGGCCACAUUCAUGCCACGGAGAUAAGGAAAUGGGUGACCACGGUGGACAAGCACUACAGAGACUUCUCCUUGAGGAUGGGGAAGUACCGGUACUCCCUGGAGAAAGCCCUAGGAGUCAACACAGAGGAUAACAAGGACCUGGAGCUGGACAUCAUCCCAGCAAGCCUUUCAGAUCGUGAGGUCAAGCUGCGGGAUGCCACCCACGAAGUCAACGAAGAGAAGCGGAAGUCAGCCCGGAAGAAAGAAUUCAUUAUGGCUGAACUACUCCAGACAGAGAAGGCUUAUGUGAGGGACUUACAUGAGUGCUUGGAGACCUACCUGUGGGAAAUGACCAGUGGUGUGGAGGAGAUCCCACCUGGGAUCCUCAAUAAAGAGCAUAUCAUCUUUGGCAACAUCCAGGAGAUCUACGAUUUCCAUAACAACAUCUUCCUCAAAGAGCUGGAGAAGUAUGAGCAGCUGCCUGAGGAUGUGGGACACUGCUUUGUGACCUGGGCAGACAAAUUUCAGAUGUAUGUCACCUACUGUAAAAACAAGCCUGAUUCCAACCAGCUUAUCCUGGAGCAUGCGGGCACCUUCUUUGAUGAGAUACAGCAGCGGCACGGUCUGGCCAACUCCAUCUCUUCCUACCUAAUUAAGCCAGUCCAGAGGAUCACCAAGUACCAGCUGCUCCUGAAGGAACUUUUAACUUGCUGUGAAGAAGGGAAAGGAGAGCUCAAGGAUGGCUUGGAAGUGAUGCUCAGUGUCCCAAAGAAGGCCAAUGACGCCAUGCAUGUCAGCAUGCUGGAAGGGUUCGACGAGAACUUGGACGUGCAGGGGGAGUUGAUUCUUCAGGAUGCCUUUCAAGUGUGGGACCCAAAGUCCCUGAUCCGGAAGGGGCGGGAGCGGCACUUGUUCCUCUUUGAGAUCUCCUUGGUGUUUAGCAAGGAGAUCAAAGACUCUUCAGGACACACGAAAUAUGUUUACAAGAACAAGCUACUGACCUCAGAGCUGGGUGUGACCGAGCACGUGGAGGGUGACCCCUGCAAAUUCGCCUUGUGGUCUGGGCGCACCCCAUCCUCAGACAAUAAAACAGUGCUGAAAGCCUCCAAUAUCGAAACCAAGCAGGAGUGGAUCAAGAACAUUCGAGAAGUGAUUCAGGAAAGGAUCAUUCAUCUGAAAGGAGCUUUAAAGGAGCCAAUUCAGCUCCCCAAAACACCAGCCAAACAGAGGAACAAUAGUAAGAGGGAUGGAGUGGAGGAUAUUGACAGCCAGGGAGAUGGAAGCAGCCAGCCAGACACCAUCUCCAUAGCCUCUAGGACUUCCCAGAACACAGUGGACAGUGACAAGCUCUCUGGUGGAUGUGAGUUGACCGUAGUCCUCCAGGACUUCAACGCGGGCCAUAGCAGUGAGCUGACCAUCCAGGUGGGGCAGACAGUGGAGCUGCUGGAGCGACCCAGUGAGCGGCCUGGCUGGUGUCUGGUCCGCACCACAGAACGGAGCCCACCCCAGGAGGGCCUGGUCCCCAGCAGUGCGCUGUGCGUCUCGCAUUCCCGGAGCAGCGUGGAGAUGGACUGCUUCUUCCCCUUGGUCAAAGAUGCAUACUCUCAUUCCUCAAGUGAAAACGGAGGCAAGUCCGAGUCAGUGGCCAAUCUGCAGGCCCAGCCCUCCCUGAAUUCUAUCCACAGUUCUCCUGGUCCCAAGCGCUCCACCAAUACCCUUAAAAAGUGGCUGACGAGUCCCGUGCGUCGGCUCAACAGUGGGAAAGCAGAUGGGAACAUCAAAAAGCAGAAGAAAGUACGAGAUGGUCGGAAGAGCUUCGACCUGGGAUCUCCCAAGCCUGGGGAUGAGACGACCCCUCAGGGAGACAGCGCUGAUGAGAAGAGCAAGAAAGGUUGGGGUGAAGAUGAGCCAGAUGAAGAGUCACACACCCCUCUCCCUCCGCCUAUGAAGAUUUUUGACAAUGACCCCACACAGGAUGAAAUGUCCUCCUCUUUGCUAGCAGCCCGGCAGGCUUCCACUGAAGUACCUACUGCUGCAGACCUUGUCAGUGCAAUAGAAAAGUUGGUCAAAAGCAAGCUGAGUCUAGAAGGAGGUUCAUACCGGGGGAGCAUGAAGGACCCUGCAGGCUGCCUGAAUGAGGGGAUGGCUCCCCCCACACCUCCUAGAAACUUGGAAGAAGAACAGAAAGCCAAAGCCCUGCGAGGCAGGAUGUUUGUCUUGAAUGAGCUGGUGCAGACGGAGAAAGACUAUGUCAAGGACCUGGGGAUUGUGGUGGAGGGCUUCAUGAAGAGAAUAGAAGAAAAGGGUGUCCCUGAGGAUAUGAGAGGAAAGGACAAAAUCGUGUUUGGAAACAUUCAUCAGAUUUACGACUGGCAUAAGGAUUUUUUCCUCGCUGAACUGGAAAAGUGCAUCCAGGAGCAAGACAGAUUGGCGCAGCUCUUCAUUAAGCACGAGCGGAAGCUGCAUAUCUACGUGUGGUACUGCCAGAAUAAGCCACGCUCCGAGUACAUCGUUGCCGAGUAUGACACCUACUUUGAGGAGGUAAAACAGGAGAUAAAUCAAAGGCUGACACUUAGCGACUUCCUCAUUAAGCCCAUUCAGAGAAUAACAAAAUACCAGUUACUCCUCAAGGACUUCCUGAGAUAUAGUGAGAAGGCUGGUUUGGAGUGUUCCGAUAUUGAGAAAGCAGUGGAGUUAAUGUGCCUUGUUCCCAAACGAUGCAAUGACAUGAUGAAUCUCGGACGCUUGCAGGGCUUUGAGGGCACCCUGACUGCUCAGGGGAAGCUGCUGCAGCAGGACACGUUCUACGUGAUCGAGCUGGAUGCAGGCAUGCAGUCCCGGACCAAGGAGAGGCGCGUGUUCCUCUUUGAGCAGAUCGUCAUCUUCAGUGAACUGCUUAGGAAGGGCUCCCUCACCCCAGGCUACAUGUUCAAAAGGAGCAUCAAGAUGAAUUACUUGGUCCUGGAGGAGAACGUGGACAGCGACCCCUGCAAGUUUGCACUUAUGAACAGAGAGACUUCUGAGAGGGUCAUUCUGCAAGCUGCCAACGCUGACAUCCAACAGGCCUGGGUGCAGGACAUCAAUCAAGUCCUAGAAACACAACGAGACUUCUUAAAUGCACUACAGUCACCCAUUGAGUACCAGCGCAAAGAAAGGAGCACAGCCGUGAUGAGAUCUCAACCUGCAAGAGUUCCCCAAGCGAGCCCUAGGCCCUACUCCUCUGUCCCCGUGGGCUCUGAGAAGCCCCCAAAGGGCUCCACCUAUAACCCACCUCUGCCACCCCUGAAGAUAUCUACCUCCAAUGGCAGUCCGGGGUUUGACUACCACCAGCCUGGGGACAAGUUGGAAGCCAGCAAGCAGAAUGACCUGGGAGGCUGCAAUGGGACCUCUUCCAUGGCUGUCAUCAAAGAUUACUAUGCACUGAAAGAGAAUGAAAUCUGUGUGAGCCAAGGUGAGGUGGUCCAGGUCCUCGCCGUCAACCAGCAGAACAUGUGCCUGGUGUACCAGCCUGCUAGUGAUCACUCCCCCGCAGCCGAGGGCUGGGUCCCAGGCAGCAUCCUGGCGCCCCUCACCAAAGCCAUGGCAGCAGCAGAAAAUAGUGACGGGAGCAUCAAGAAGUCAUGUUCAUGGCAUACUCUACGCAUGAGAAAGCGGGCAGAAGUGGAGAACACGGGUAAAAAUGAAGCCACAGGGCCUCGUAAACCCAAGGAUAUUCUGGGCAACAAAGUCUCUGUUAAAGAGACCAACAGUUCCGAGGAGUCAGAGUGUGAUGAUCUUGACCCUAAUACUAGCAUGGAGAUUUUAAAUCCAAAUUUCAUCCAAGAAGUGGCCCCAGAGUUCCUUGUGCCCUUAGUGGAUGUGACUUGUUUGCUUGGGGACACUGUGAUACUACAAUGCAAGGUCUGUGGGCGGCCAAAGCCAACCAUCACCUGGAAGGGCCCAGACCAGAACCUCCUUGACACUGACAACAGCUCAGCCACCUACACCGUGUCCUCUUGUGAUUCUGGGGAAAUCACCCUGAAGAUCUGCAAUCUGAUGCCCCAGGACAGCGGGAUUUACACCUGCAUCGCAACGAACGACCACGGGACCACAUCCACAUCUGCUACGGUUAAAGUGCAAGGUGUCCCGGCAGCACCUAACCGCCCCAUUGCCCAGGAGAGAAGCCGCACCUCUGUGAUUCUGCGCUGGCUACCCCCAUCCAGCACAGGGAACUGCACUAUUUCUGGUUACACCGUGGAGUACAGAGAAGAAGGUUCUCAGAUCUGGCAGCAGUCGGUAGCGUCAACCUUGGACACUUAUCUCGUCAUUGAAGACCUUAGUCCUGGGUGUCCUUAUCAGUUCAGAGUCAGUGCCAGUAACCCCUGGGGAAUCAGCCUCCCCAGCGAGCCCUCAGAGUUCGUGCGACUUCCAGAAUAUGAUGCUGCUGCUGAUGGCGCCACCAUUUCUUGGAAGGAAAAUUUUGACUCAGCUUAUACUGAGCUGAAUGAAAUUGGAAGGGGCCGAUUCUCUAUAGUAAAGAAAUGCAUUCACAAAGCUACCCGCAAAGAUGUGGCUGUGAAAUUCGUUAGCAAGAAAAUGAAGAAGAAAGAGCAGGCUGCCCAUGAGGCCGCCCUGCUUCAGCACCUGCAGCACCCCCAGUACAUCACUCUCCACGACACCUAUGAGUCCCCCACAUCCUACAUACUGAUUUUGGAACUGAUGGACGAUGGCCGGCUCUUAGACUACCUUAUGAAUCACGAUGAGCUGAUGGAGGAGAAAGUAGCUUUCUACAUCCGAGACAUCAUGGAAGCUCUGCAGUACCUUCACAACUGCAGGGUUGCACAUUUGGACAUAAAGCCUGAAAACCUGCUCAUCGACCUGCGGAUUCCAGUGCCUCGAGUGAAGCUCAUUGACUUGGAGGAUGCUGUGCAAAUCUCGGGUCACUUCCACAUCCACCACCUCCUGGGGAACCCCGAGUUUGCUGCCCCAGAAGUGAUCCAAGGCAUCCCCGUCUCCCUGGGCACAGACAUCUGGAGCAUCGGGGUCCUGACGUAUGUCAUGCUGAGCGGGGUCUCCCCCUUCCUGGAUGAGAGCAAGGAGGAGACCUGCAUCAACGUCUGCAGGGUGGACUUCAGCUUUCCCCAUGAAUACUUCUGCGGCGUGAGCAAUGCUGCCAGGGAUUUCAUCAACGUCAUCUUACAGGAGGACUUUCGGAGGCGCCCCACAGCGGCCACUUGCCUACAGCAUCCAUGGCUGCAGCCCCACAAUGGCAGCUACUCCAAGAUCCCCCUGGACACCUCCCGCCUGGCGUGCUUCAUAGAACGCCGCAAGCACCAGAAUGACGUGCGGCCUGUUCCCAACGUCAAGAGCUACAUUGUCAACCGCGCGAACCAGGGGACGUAGCCAUCCCCCGGCCCCCGAGGUUUCACAUAGAAGGGCAGUGUGAACCAAAGCGAGACUGAAUGUGUCUGUAAAUACUUUCGUUCAUUAUUUCACUCCACGUGGGUCUCUGGGUUGAGAAAAUAUAAAGAUGUACCUCUUAAACCUCUUCCGUGGUUAUUCAGGGUCUGAGCAGCAGUAAAACGUCACCCUAGUCCAGGGGCUUUCCAGGAGGUCAUUCUGAAGAAGUAAAGACGCAAAGAGCCGCAGAAAGUAUUGAAAAGAAGGGCAAGGAUCACAAGAAUAUUAGCUGUUGUAAAAUGUUAAUUGUAUGUUCCAAAAUCAGUGGUUAACUGGGAAAACCUUCAGCUGUCUGUAGUGAGUACAAAAGGUUUCCGCCUUAGCUGGAAUUUUAAGCAAAAAGUUCUAUUUAACAGAGAUGUCUCGUGUGUCCACCAUUCCAGUUUAGAUACUUAUAGUUUCUUAACAGGAUACGUAUACGCAUACAGUUUAAUAUAUCCCAUGCAGGUUUCAGAGUUUUAUAAUACAGAGCUAUAUAUUAAAUCAAUCAUAAGUAACUUUGAGUGCUCCAGUUAAGACAGUAAUUUAUUUAUCGAAACAUUAUAUUGUUUUGACUAAGCACAAUUAGAUGACAAAUUUUUUAGAGCAUUUUAUAAAUCUUGUAUAGAAUCUUUUACCAGAACCUGUGCUUUAAGAGACAGCAUUGUUACCUUUGGCAAUCUGAAUGAGAAGAUUUUAUUCUGUCCGUCACAGGUUAUUUGGUUACGAUAGGUUCUGUCUAGGAAACGCUACUCCUAAACGCAGUUCAGAGUUCACCUGGCAAGAAAUCCUGCCAGGAAAUAAGUUCAACUACCGUAGGAGUUGUGGGGCUAUUUUUGUGUCUACACCUGGUUAGAAAUAGGUAAAUGAAUACAACAUUUACCUUUAUACAAAAGGGCAAAUAAAAAACUACAGUUGCUACGAACAAGGUACCAUGACUUUCUGAUUUCUUCUACACCUGUAGAAUACAGUCAGAAAGUUGGCCUGCUUUAUUUCUAACUCCUUAUUGAAGCUAAGGGGUGCUUACCAAAAGGAGGCAGCCAUUUAGGCCUUUUAAAGGCCUGGUCCUAAGUCCUUUUUAAAGCCAUGGAGCAAAACCUGAUACAUGACUCUAACAGAGCAUUGAGUUUUAACUGAGCUUGCAAUACCUAUCACCACUCAGCUGCCGAUAUUUCUCUGGACUAAAAGGACUUUACUGUACUUUGAGGCCGAUGCUGCUUUCUGGUGUAUAUUCUUCACACAAGAUUAUUAUUAAUUGCCAUUUUUCCCUCUGAUGGAAAAGAAAUUAAACCUGGGCAUUUCAUGGUUUUUCUUUUUGUUUGUUUUGGGAGAGAGUUUUUAUUUUGUGUGUUUGUACAUGAUCCAUCCUUUGUUUUUCAGAAUGUGUUUUGAAGAUUGCUAUUAUGCAAAUAAUACUUUAAAAAAUGUAACUCAAGUGUUUGUUGAAAUCAGGUUUAAUGGCAUUGCUUCUCUCCUACCAUGGGAAUGAGAAAAUAAAAUUGCGCCACACAGAAGUGCAAGCAGAGAAUUUAUGAAGGCUAACUAGAACCGCAAACCUAUUUCAAUGAAAAAGCUAUGGUGGAAACUAAGCCUGAACUUUUAUACAUAAAAAACAUUUAUUCUCCCAGUGGAAAUGUAAAGUGAAAAAUACUUAUCGUUCUUUUCCAUUGGUUUUGAAGUCAGCUUCCUCAUCCACCCUCCGCCUCAUCCCGUCCAAGAUUCUAGAUUAAUAAAUGAAUAGGAAGUAUAAGCAAUAAGACUAAAUAGCACUUAGUAUUUUCGGAAUUAACCAAAUAUGUGGAAACUGACUCGGACUGCAUUUGUUUCCUAGUUUCUAAGUGGCCCUGGGUCAUCAAGCCUCACUCUCUUAGAUCUCUCUCUGGACUCAUCUGCCAUAAUCGUCAUUUGAUCCUUUAUGUAUGUACAAAUACUAUGUGAUACAAUAUUUAAAAUUUUUAACAUAUUUACUAAAAACUCUUUUAGUAAACAUGUCCUCACUAUGGUAUACAGCAGGAAGAGGACAGCCUGGUCCAUACGGUUGGUCAUGGGAUAGGCUGCGGGCUCUGGGGAUCCCAGUGACCACAGAUACGGCAAGUGCUGUUCCAUCCACUACUCAUGACUUGAAUCGCGAGCUCUCUGCAGAGUCAUUUUGCAUUUUUAUGAGUUGAGUUUCUGCUCUAGAGGGAUAAGAGAACAGACUGUGGCAGGAGGGCAUGAUUGAAAUUGUGCUGUGGGGAAGGCACGGCCUGACUGGGACAGAAUGUUGGAACUCAAGCCUUUGUGUCCGCUUUUACGUCACAGCUGGAAUGAUCCAGAUGUGGGGCUGCAGGGAAUCCCCGUAAGUACACAUGUUGAGGAAUUGAAAGGACAGGAGAGGAGGGACGUAGAAGAGAAGGAUAAUUUUGUUAACUGGAGCCAAAGUGGGAUCAUUAGAAUAGAAGGAACUUAAUAGAGGCCCUAAGAGAAAGUGAGUGUAUUUUAUAUAGUUUGAUAACUGAAGAAAACUAAUAGGGAGGCUCCCUGUCUGCAAAGCUCCUGGUCCUUUCCAACAGGGAUAAGAUACUGUUCUUGGUCCAAGAAUUCCCCAUGGCAAGUUGGAAAUAACAAGGAAUCCCAGAAGAUGGGGCUGGGAAACAUACUUUAGGUUUCUCUAUGGGCAACGUGUGUGAGGAAAGAGAAGCAUCAGAAACCCUUUGUCCCUGUUUUGGCAGAGAGUACUUGGUAAUAGAGAAGAGGGGAAAAAAGAGAAAAUCGUCGACUUCCACUGUAAUAUGCUAGUUCUUAGUGGAAGUGAACUUCCAGUUAAAUGAAAAAAAAAAAACCAAAACAAAUAAUCGUCAAAGUCACAGGUCUCUUGCUUGGCUUAUAUUCAUUGCAUAGGGUUUGGGUUUGUUUUGCUUUGCUUUGCAAGGGUGGAUGCAGAAAGAAAGAAAAGAUCAGGGACAACCCAUGGUGACUUUUCAGAAGUAUAAUGAUUUCCUGUAUCUCUUACAUUGUUUCAAAUUAAAUAGAUUUACAUAGAGCUAAAUGUGGUAAAAAAUUUUUAGGAUAAAAAAUUGUUGAAGGUGUCCUUCAGGUCUAUCUCAGCCAUGAACGAUUUUAGAGGAAAUAAAGGAAGCAGAGGAGAGAGUUGGCUUCACAGAGCCUUUAUAAACAGUAGUGCCUUUCAGAAGGGUGGGAGAUGACGAAGCCCACUGCAUUUAGGUUCACUGAUCCUGCAGCAUUUUACUUCAUUCCAAAACAUCUUUUAAUGAAAACAUCUGAAGGUAGGGUGGGACCAGGAGUUCUUGAGUUUCAACCUCAGCUGCUCCUGAUUCAUCUUUUCGUACAGAAAGUCUUUGUGCUUUCCUGCCCCAAACGUCCCAUUGGUAAAAAGGGAGUUGUGGGGAGGAGAUAAGGGGAGGACAUUAAUCUCACAGGAAUGCUGAGAAAUGACCUUGGUUGAGACAUUGAUAAAAGACUUUGAUUUUUUAAAGUGCUACACACUGCCAGUGCUAAGAAUUUUAUUGAUAGUAACUUUGAACAUUCCAGAUUUUCAAUAUUUGUAUCUUUCAGAUACCGGUUACAAACUCGUAAGAUUAAAUCCUGUAAAUUGCUUUCAAUUGGAAGUACUAGGUGCUCUUUGUCUAAAUGUUAUUUAGUCUUAGCCUAUCAUUUUGAUCAUUCAAGAGCUUGUCUACAGAAAAGGGUUAGGAAAGCUGAUGUAGUCUGACAUUCAAACUGUUUUCUCCAGUGUUUCUUACGGCAGAUGCAAAGAGCAAGAUGCCCUCCAGUGUGACCGCUACCUUCCCUUCUCAAGCUUUGUGCUCUGGAAAAACGGACAGAACCACUUUCCUCACUGGGAGGGCAGAAGUGAGAACAAAACACCUCCCCGCGAUGACAAUUCGCUUUUCACAGUCUCAUCUGAAUCUAUCAUAAGAGGCAAAUUAAAUGCACAGAAACGAAUUGGACUGUUAGUUUUUGGAGGGAAAACCUUGAAUUUUUUUUUAAGAUAGUAAAGUCUUUUGAGAGUAGCAUAUUUGCUGUUCCAUAACCUCCAUGAUUUAGUACCUAUGAGUUACUCAUUACUGUUUUUUUUUUUUUUUACCUUUAUGGAAGAGCAUGGGAAUUUAGAUUUGUGAGAAUAUGAGGGAGCAAAUAUAAUAUAAACUAAAUGGUGGUUAUUUCUGUGCAUUAACUAGAACUUUGUCCCAUGCAUUUGAUAGAGGAGGAAGCAUUUUGAAUAUAAGGGGUUUCUGUAAUAGAGGGAAAGUGCAAACUCACCAUUUCCUUAUUCUGGGUGGCUGGUGAAUUGUACUGAAUGCGUUUUAAGGAAUGUAGACCUUAUUUCCUUCUCUCCAGGGUACCAUGUCUGUUGAGUCUGGGUUAGGCAAACACAGUCUAUGAGCGUUCAGUGGAUUUAUUUGUAAAACUGCAUCAGGAUUUUUCUUCGCUGCUUAAAGUCCAGGGAUCAUUUGGGCAUGAAUGAUUAAACCCACGGUGGGCUUAGGGAAGUCAGUGCUCACACAUGCUCCAUCAAGAUAAGGAAGCUACUAUAUUCAUAUUUAUUUUCUAAAACAGAUAAGGCUCUCAGUUGUUUCAUUAAUUCCAGAGGGUUAAAAAGGGAUGAAAUUUGUUCAUAGCACUAAUUAUUUUUAAUAGGAAAUAUCAUUCAUGUGAAGUUUUUUGUUUUGGGGACAGACUCUCUGUUGCCUAGCUGGAGUGCUAUGGCCUCAGCCUAGCUCACAGCAACCUUAAACUCCCGGGUUCAAGAAAUCCUCCUGCCUCAGCCUCCCAAGUAGCUGGGACUACAGGAAACUGCCACAAUAGCCAGUUAAUUUUCUAUUUUCAGUAGUGAUAGGGUCUCACUCUUGCUCAGGUGGGUCUUGAACUCCUGAGCUCAAGCGAUCCUCCCACCUCAACCUCAGAGAGUGCUAGGAUUACUGGUGUGAGCCACCAUGCCCGGCCUCCACAUGAGAAAUUCAUACAACAAUUAUAGAACUCAGAAACAUCAUGGGGCCAUAUUUUCUAUGAAAGGCAUUUCUUCCUCAUUUUUAGUACGUAGACAGGAGAGGGGGGAAAAAGCAAUCACUCUGAAACAAUGUUUCAUUUUUAAGGGACACUACAGAAAGCCUGAAAUACUCAUAGGCUAUUGUGUUUUCCCGUCUGCCUACUUGCUGGGAGACUCUAAAAUGUGGUCAGAUUUAGUUUUUAUUCAAACGAUCGAGAUAAUGAUCUAGUUAGAUAACUUGUUUGAGAUAGUGAGGUAAGCUGAGAAAGGGGGGAGUGGAGGGAAAAGUACAAAUCACAACUCUUGGAAUGCCAGUUCCUGAGUUUUAUUUUAACCAAGCUAAUUUGCUAGCCCAGGCAUAGCCAGCGUAGGAGCUCCAUCAACACGUGGCUUCCAUCAAGAACUGAAUUCAUGUUAGAGUAUCAUGGAGACUGGUACCGUGACCUCAAAGAGUGUGGCUAUGAAUUUGAAGUUAACAUACAUCUUCUCUUACUAACUUAAGCCAUAGUUGUCAUCUCUCUGUUUGAUUUUUUUGACCCUGGUGCUUUUACCUCUGUUUCUGCCAAACUCCAGCCUCCUCUAUGGGGAAAGUGAGUAAAACUAGUAGGACAAAUAUGAAGACUGAAAAAACUAAACAUACUCUUCAGAAUGCGAUCAUAUUCAGAGAACAGUAGUGAUCAAAGUGCAAACUGUUGGAAAAUACAGAUAUAUGUACUUCCGUACAUGUAUAUAGUGUAUAAUAUGUAUGUAUAUGUUACUGCUCAUAUGCAGAAAUCUAUCCAUUUGCAGACAGCCCAGGUGGGUCAAUUUUUCUAUUGGAAAACCAUUUAAGGCCAUUCAAAACUAUUAGGGCUAAUUUGUGGAGAACAAUCUACUCAUUUGGGAACUCAUUUACCAUCUUUUGAAGUUGACAGAGCAAGUGUGAAACCUAAUAGGGCCAUCAUUUAGGUUGUUCUGUUUACCCAGACUUAGAACUAUCUUUAUAUUUGAAUUAUUAAUAGUUGGUUUGCCAACUAUAUUGGCAUCUCUUGGUUUUGAGUGACCCCUGCCCCCUUCAAGUCUUUUGAGAAGUUGGGGUGGGCUUCUCUGGCCAUGCAGAUAAAGGGCCUUAUCCAUAAGUGGACAGGUUUCCCCAUAGGGACCAUGACACAUAUACAUAUAAAUACAUACUUCCAUCAGGCUUGUAACAGUUGAUUUAAAAUCACUCCACAGUAUUGAUAAAUAGCUCUAUAUUUUCAAGGUGCAGAAGAAUUCCACAGCCUUAAUUAUUUCAGUGUCUUGCUGGUCUGCCUUAAGUGUAUCUUCUGGGUUUUUGGUUGUUGUAUUAUUUUUAAAUUUUUCUGCAGUUGUUCAUUUUGUAUGCACACAAUGUCGUUUUGUAAAGGUAGGUUGUAAAUAUUUUAUUUGUAAGUCAAAAUCACUCACAUGUAAUGUUGUAAAGUGAUGACCUGCUGUCUUGUUAUUACUUCAGUAAAUGUUAUAAGUUAUGGAUGAAACUUCAAAAUGUACAUCUCACAUGUUAUGCAUUCCUAUAAAUAUACUAUAUUAAAGAUACUA